Molecule: messenger RNA, 4789 nt
Organism: Amoebophrya sp. A120
Lineage: Eukaryota; Dinophyceae; Syndiniales; Amoebophryaceae
Source: the annotation of a GenBank genome assembly
CCAGUUCUCAACAACAUCUUCAGAAAAUAGGAAAACUUAAAAAAAAAAUGCGUUCCUACGCAGCUUCCGGCCUCGUUGCUCUCAUCCCGUUUUACCAAAAAUGCUUUGUUCCCACGUUUGGUCCAGACGCCGGGCGGGAGGAGCUCGCGUGCUGCAGCGAGGAAAAGCGGCAGUUUCCGAAGCUGGCGCUGAACAACGCGUUUGGGUACCGCGAGGUGCACUUGCGGCAACCCAUUGUGGAACGUGCAGAAAGACUCAUGACGCGGUUCGACGACGACGUGGAAAAGUUCCCCUGCGCCUUGCGAUCGAGGAUAGAAUAUGAAAUGCAAAAGCAUCGUACUAGUAUGAAUCGCAUUACAAAUUUGCUCACCGUCAGUGUGAGAAAUGUAAUUUGUCAUGCUGUUUUGCCUUGGGAUGGAGAUUUAUAAUGCAUGGCUGCGAUUACAUACUACGAAUACGAUACUUUUGCACAGGAUAUAGAAGUUUUACCCGCACUACUUUCCGCCUACGACAAGGGUAUGGAGGUACUGCAGAAACUGGUCGCCGAAAUCGUGCGGCACAUCUGCUACGCGAUUGGCUCGGUGGAAGAGCCGCUGGUGUCGCCUUUUUUGGAGUAUCAAAUGCAAAAGUUGUAUCACGUGCUCGUACGAGUAAUUGCAGAUGUGCAUCACAAAUCUGCUUCCUAACAAGGUUGUAAACCAGCAUGACAAACUCCAUUUUCAUCUGAGCAAAUUUGUAAUGCAAUUUGUACUAGAACGAGUACAGCGAAGAUCCUUUUGCAAUCCAUAUGGAGGUCCUGGAAGAAAUGAGCGACUUGCUGAGGCAGCGGGAGUAUCCUGUGCAAAAGUAUCGUACUCGUAGUAAUUGCAAUCAUGCAAUACAAAUCUCUCUUUUAAGGCAAAUCCGCAUUACAAAUUUCAUUUUUCAUGCUGAGGAAAUUUGUAAUGCAUUUAUACGAGUACGAUACUUUUGCAGUUCAUAGGGAGGACUUAAACUGCCCGGUCGACGAAGCGAUUUACUUGAAUGAAGUCGAAGUGGUUCAUGCAGGUCGUGGAGGUCAACAUGCAGGGUCCACCUCUGGGGAUGAAGACAACGAAGAUGGCCAAAACAACCCGCGCCCGCCAACCAUCCAGAACCUUCUCUACACCGUACCCCUAGAACCGAACUUACACUCGAUCCAAACCAUCGACCAGCUGCCCUUACCGAAAAAUUGGACCUGGGGGAGCAAUCACAAGAUAUGGGAGGAGGUGAAGAACGAAGAUCCAAGGAGUGUUAUCCACUGCAAAUAAGUACUAUCGUACGCUGCUUGUAGAAGUUUUUUCAGUAAAAGAACUGUAUUUUUACAGAUCUCGACUCUUGUGUGAAUAUCAGCAGGACAACUUUCCUCUUGGAAAAAUUUGUCAUGCGAUAAAAUCUACUACGUAGAGUGCGAUGGUUAGUUUGCAGUGCAUAAGUGUGAACAGCUCUGACGUGAUGAACUAUGAACGGUACGGAAUGAACGACAACACGUUCCUGCUCGAUUUCGUGGAAAUCCAGGCGGUGAAGUUGUCCACCGCUCUAUCCGUUUUGCAUCUGGAACUGCAGCAGAUCGAGAGCAGUUUUGAGAUAACUAGCGGCGAAGAAGGUAGUUCGGACGGAGGAGCUGAUGCCGGUGAUGACGUCGAUUUCGAGGCUGUUGUGGCUGAAGGGUAUUAGAAUGGAAUAGUUUAUUGUGAUCUGCGUCUGCCACAAGAAGAAAAACUGCAGGACCACUAUCGGUCUGCACUGAAGUGAUGGAACAUGAACUUCAGGCACUUUAUUAUUGGACGUAGAAGUUGUCCCUUUUCUAUCACAAAUACAUAGCGCUUAUGUGAUGCACGUACUAUACUCCCUUUUCUUCUAUCCCAAACAGGGUCCCCGAGCUGUCCGCCAUCCGUCCCCCGCAAGAGAAAGUGGAGGCCCAGCACGAAAUUCCCGGGCGGGUGGUGGUUUUCCCGACGGAAUCCACGCUCGACGAGCUGAGCCCGAACAAGAUCGCGCAAAUUGUGCAGGAAACCAUCAUAGAAGUCACCAGGCCGUCGGCAGCUCGUGGUCCCGCAGUAGAAAUGGAAGCAGACAGUGAAAUAGAAGAUACCGCAAGCAACGAAACGGCGAGUGCUGCUUUAAUAUCUGAAGACGGAGAGACGGAGGCUUCAGCCAGUACUGAGUUCGCCGGCGCGGCGGUGGCGGCGAAAACGUUGCAGCCAGUGACUUUUUAUCUUGUGCAAAAGUAUCGUACUCGUAUUGCAGUCAUGCAUUACAAAUUUUAUCUCCCAUGCACAUGCUGAGGAAAUUUCAAUUUGUAAUGCAUUUAAUUAUACGAGUGCGAUACUUUUGCAGGUCAUACUUUUAUCGAAUAUGCGAGGCGGAAGCAGUACACCAGGCAGGGGCCGGAUCUCUGUGGAACGUUUUUUGACCACGAUUUGAUCAAUAAUUUGAAGCCGAAUACUACAGGUAGUACACUAUGAUAUUUGACGCGAAAGUUGUUCUCAUGCACAGACGAGCGGAGUAUGUGUAUUGAUUUUGAUUUACCUUUGCUAUCGCCAUGCGUCCAUUGGAAGACGAAAAGAAAAUCAAAAAAAUCACUACUUACAGUUUCUUGUCGGUGGCUCCGGUACCCCGAAGCGUCCGAUCUUCCCAACCUACACUUUGACCAGGGAGUUUCUUCCAUCGGGCUGCGCACGUAUGCAAUUCAAAUGUGCCUGGGGCUGGAUAAUUUGUGAUGCAGAACUUCAAGGACAACAAGAUCUGUAAUGCAUAAAUGGGAUUGAUGGCCAAUUUUUUUGGCGUGCUGAGAAGAGGCAGUUUGUAAUGCUAAGUUUAAGUACGAAUGAAUCCGCAAACAGCGGAGGAAAAGAACUUGUGAUGCUGUCACGCUGCACAACUGGCUACUUUGCGAUGCGAGUACCAGCAACACAAGUUUCCAGACCCACGAGACAUAUUUGCAAUGCAUAGUACGAGUGAAGAGACGAAGCUCUUCGCGGGCUUGUCCCACCGGCAAAGAAGCACCGAUAUCCUGUGCAAAAGUAUCGUACUCGUAUUGCAAUCAUGCAUUACAGAUCUUUUUCUCAAGGUAUAUCCGCAUUACAAAUUUUAUUUCUCAUGCUGAGAAAAUUUGUAAUGGAUUUAUACGAGCACGUUACUUUUUCAAUUUAUAACCGAUUUGUUCAAGCAAAUCAUGGCGGACUACAUCCAGCAGCACCGAAAGUGGCGGUCCGGGCAGCCAAGCAACCUGAAAGGCGCGAUCGUCGCCGCGUGCUAUGGGCUGCCCAUGUGCGGCGGACACGGAGAUCGGCUGCACGGGAUCCUGUCCCUGUUUCUGCUCGCCGUCGCGACGCACAGAGGAUUCCUCAUCGACAUCCGACACCCACGGCCGUUGUUAGAGGUGCUGUUACCCUCCUUUCUCGAUUGGCGGGUCCGGAUAGAAGAUUUACCACUCAACAACCGAGUGCAACUGGUCGACCUCUCCGAGCACCAGGUCGACCGCACACUCCGCGGCCUCCGCGUGUCCCCCGAGGUGCUCGUGAUCGGGACGAACCUCCGCUUCCACGUAUGCACUGCAAAUAUGUCUGGGUCUGGGAGAUUGCGAGAUUUGUCAUGCUAGUCUGGCAUGACUCUGAGCUCUGUAUUGCGUGGCCGCGAAGAGCUCGUCUUGCCUGUCAUGCAGAAACGCAGUUUCUCAUGCCGAGUACGCAACUCUGAACCACGGGAAAACUUAUCAUGCUGGGCAGCGCAUUACAGUGUUUUGUUUUCACUAUUCCGUUCCUUGCAUCACAAGUUUCCAGACCCAGACAUAUUUGCACCGCAUACCACGCCUUGAUCCACGAUUGGCUGCAGGAGGAUUACUAUCAAGUGCAAAAGUAUCGUACUCGUAUGGAAAUCAUGCAUUACAAAUCCUUUCCUUGAGGUAAAUUAGCAUUACAAAUUUUAUUUCUCAUGUUGCUGAGCAAAUUUGUAAUGCAUUUAUACGAGUACAAUACUAUUGCAGUGCAUAAUUACGGCUUUUUCGCCUUCACCUCCGGCUGGGUCGCGCAGGUCUGGAACAUUUUGUUCAAGCCGCACGCGAAAGUGCUGUACCCGUUGAGUAAGUUCGGGGCGAAGAAAAGCUUUCUCGGUUUGCACUUCCGCGCGGGGAACGAAACGCUGCACUCCUUCAAAGACCCACCCCGGCACGGGUUGACGACGAUAACCUCGUUUUUGGAAUGCGCCGUCCAAGUGGAGGACAAACUAGUCCAGGCGGAGAUUUUGGAAUCAUCCACGCCCUGGUACUUUUCUGCCGACUCCGAGCAGUUCUGGGUCACCGAGGAAGUCCAGGCCUUAGUGCAAGCCGGGAAAGUCGCCAGCUUUGUGGAGAACGAGUUCGUUGCAGUAGCAGAUAGUAGUAGUGGCAGUAGCGCGACGAGUCCAACUAGAAACACAGGGUCUUCAACAUCAACGGCAGCCAUCCAGCACGUGGACCGAACCGCUGGGAUGUCUCAAGCGGGCUACCAUCGCGCCUGGACCGAGUACAUAGGCUUGUCCCGUGCGACGGCACUGAUCAUAAGUAACAGCUUCUUUGGGGAAACCGCCGCGGAGAUUGGCAAUGUACCAUUUGUCUACUACGGCGAAGGGUGCAUGCCGGUGCAUAUUUAGAGAGCGGCGAAUCCAUAUGCUGGGCCGCCAAAGCGGAAUUUCUUGAUCAUACCACAUGAGAAUACAGAUGCCGGCGCUUUUUUGGGCCCAGAGGAAAUUGCGGUGCAACUUGUUUUUACACAUGACGAUCGCACAACAU